CACUCGCGCCGCGCCCGCCGCUCCCGCCGCCGCUCCGCUCCCCGCGGGAGGUUGCGCGGGUCGGGGGCGCGGAGCCGUCCCGCGCCGGCCAUGGCCUAGCGGAGCGGCCGGCCCCCGAAGAUGAGUUUCCCCGCGGAGGACGGCGUGGGCAGCCUCUGCCACAAAGCGCUGCAGAUCAUCUCCGAGCUCUGCCUGGGCGGGCAGGUGGAACGGGAGAAGUGCGCCGGCAUCUUCCCCCUGGAGACCGCCCGGCAGGGAAUCGGCGGCACAGACAUCUCAGUCAGUCUGCUAGCAGUAGUCGUCAGCUUCUGCGGGCUCGCCUUGCUGGUAGUCUCACUUUUUGUCUUUUGGAAGUUGUGUUGGCCCUGCUGGAGAAGCAAACCCCUCACUUCCAAUGCCAGUAAUGUCCCUCAGAGCAACUCCAGUGCUCCUACGGAGGUUUUUGAGACCAGUGAAAAAAAGGAAGUUAAAGAAAAUGAGAAACCUACCACAAAGGUACUUGAAGCUGCAUUGAAAAUUAGCCACACUUCACCUGAUAUACCAGCAGAGGUCCAGAACGCACUGAAAGAGCAUCUGAUCAGACAUGCACGCAUGCAGAGGCAGAUCACUGAGCCCACAUCGUCAUCAAGGCACAAUUCUUUCAGGAGGCACUUGCCAAGGCAGAUGCAAGUGUCCAGUGUUGAUUUUAACAUGGGGACAGAUCCAAUUUUGCAAAGGGGAGAGACGACAACCAGCAUUGGGAGAAUAAAACCAGAACUCUACAAACAGAAGUCUGUGGAUUCUGAUGGGCAACAAGAAGAUGUGAAAACAUGUGGAAAACUUAAUUUCACUCUCCGGUAUGAUUAUGAGAAUGAACUUCUGGCUGUCACAAUUGUCAAAGCCUUAGAUCUGCCUGCUAAAGACUUCACAGGAACAUCCGACCCCUACGUUAAGAUUUAUCUGCUUCCAGAUAGGAAAAAGAAGUUUCAGACACGAGUUCACAGAAAGACAUUAAAUCCUGUUUUUGAUGAAACCUUUCAGUUUCCUGUAGCCUAUGAUCAACUCAGCAACAGGAAAUUGCAUUUCAGUGUUUAUGAUUUUGACAGAUUUUCUAGACAUGACAUGAUUGGGGAAGUUAUUCUUGAUAACCUUUUUGAAGUCUCAGAUCUCUCCAGGGAAGCCAAUGUAUGGAAAGACAUCCACUGUGCCACCACAGAAAGCAUAGAUUUGGGUGAGAUCAUGUUUUCCCUUUGUUAUUUGCCUACUGCUGGGAGAAUGACAUUAACAGUCAUCAAAUGUAGGAAUCUCAAAGCAAUGGAUAUAACUGGCGCAUCAGAUCCAUAUGUCAAAGUGUCACUGAUGUGUGAGGGUCGAAGACUGAAAAAGAGAAAAACGACCACGAAGAAGAACACGCUCAAUCCCGUUUAUAACGAGGCCAUCAUCUUUGAUAUCCCUCCAGAGAAUGUGGACCAGGUCAGCCUCUCCAUUGCAGUGAUGGAUUAUGAUCGAGUAGGGCACAAUGAGGUCAUUGGGGUAUGUCGGACAGGAAUUGAUGCUGAAGGGCUUGGAAGAGAUCAUUGGAAUGAAAUGCUGGCUUACCCACGUAAACCAAUAACUCACUGGCAUCCACUAGUAGAGUUACCUGGCCGAGCAACCAGUUUUGAUAGCCAGGGAUCUUGUUCCUCACCAAAACCACCGCUUACGCCCUAGAGAACAAGAGUGGAUUCAUCGUAUUCAGUGUCCAAAGCUCCCUUGUAGCUCACACCUACAUAAACAGAAGGUUCAGCUUCCGCAGAUGAACUGUGUCCAUAUUUUUUUAUUAAAAUACAUUUUUCCUAUUAUAAGUCUUAUAUUACAGUUUAUAAUAAUUUCUUAAUGUAUGAAUGAAGUUGACUUGAGCCAAAUAUAACCCUUCCUCGUACAAGAUCAUUCACCUGUUUUCUCGCUGGCAUAUAUCCGGUGUCAUAUCCAAGCAGUGUUUUGGUAUGACCUAUAUCUUUGCAUAGACAAAGAAAUCAGAAAAAGAAUCCCUUAAGCAAUUCAAAACCACUGCAACUUGUAAUGCCUAAUGCUUUUGAGGGAGAGCAAAUAGUCAUAUAUAGCUCAUGUAAAUUUCUUCUAAAUUGCACUAAAUUCUGUAUGACUUCUCGAGAUAACACUUCAAACUGAAUGUUGCAUGAAAAAAAAAACCCAACUGUUGUCAUGUUUUGAGUGUUUGGAAAAUCAGUUCAUUCCUUGGGCAGGGAGGAAGGACUGAUCAGAAGCCCACUGCAGCCGAUGAGAAGGACCCUUGUGGCUUCACUGGGUUUUAGUCCAGCCUUUGUGGAACACGCCUCACAACUGGAUCUAUGCAGUCAGAAUCUUCCAGCAAUCAAGACGCCGGCUGCCCCUGCAGGAACUUUGUUAUCCUGUCCAGCAAAGCAGCCAGGCCCGUGUGCUGUGCCCAGCGGCUGGUUUGCUCCGGCCACCCACCGGCAGACGAAGAGCUACCGCGGACGUCCCCGCGUGGCGCCGAACGGCGCGUGCACGGGUAUCGUUGUGGAGAGCGAACGGGUCUGCAACGAGCCGGGCGGCUGGUGGUGCGGCUCCCCAGAGAUGUAGGUGCCUCCUGACGGGUUGCAUCCAGCCCCUUCGAAGCGGCCCGUUUGCUGCUGGCAUCACGCAGCCUUUGCUUCGUCUUUACGCAGGUCAAACUGUAGAUGAAAGAAUGCUCUGUAGUAAAGGAAUUGAUUUCAUGAAUUUGGGCUGUUCAAAAAAUUGACCAGACGCUGCAGUUACACACAACAUUCUUCUGAUUCUCGAUUUAAUGUGAUGGUAUUAGAUUCCUUUGAAGUUAUUUUGACAAAGUGCGUGGUUCACAUGGAAUACUUUCCAGUCCUUGGCUGAUGCCUCUAGAAUUAUAUGCUAAAUAUGAAUUUGAGAUGUGUUUUCUGUCAAUAUGUGGAGAGAGAAAUUGAAAUGCAUCAAUUUUAUAAACUAGUAAACUCAUUUAUUAGAAUACACGGUGACAGCAAAUGCAAAAAAGUAUUAGCUGAAGUGAGUUACUUUAAAAACUGGAAAAGAACUACAUAUUAUUUUGUGGAUUUAGCUCUUUUUAACACUUCAGUUUACCUCAAUUGAAUAGUUAUUUUCUUCUUUCCCUUUUUUCUGUUUUUCUUUUCCUUUCUGCAAAGAGCAUGGCAAAGACUGCAUGACUGAGAUUUUGAAAGCUGAACUGUAACUAGAAAAAAGUUGAGGUGGUGGCUCUUUAUGUAUCUUUGUAAUGUAUAAAGAAAAGUGAGAACACCGUAUUUUCCAAAAUGGUGUUUUUAAAGAUCUGUCAUACACAAGAAAAAUGCCAGUGGAAGAUCAGUUUAUGAUAAUGGAAGAAUUUGUGAGAAUUAGCCUAGUUAUGAAGGUAAAAGGCAGUUUAGACGUAUUUCUGAAGAACCAUUUUGGCUUUGUUAGUUUGGCCUGGUUGACACAGGGUAUGUUUAUGAUGAUCCAGUCCAUCCAUACCACUAACUAAUCUCUAAAACAGUCAAAUAUUGACUUGAAGUGUCUUAACUGCUCCAGGAAAGUUAGGAAGGCUGGUCUUAACACUGAAGGUGUUUCUAAGGCAAAAAAAGAAAGCAGGUUUUAUACCCUGCCUUCUGUGCCUACAAACACAGCAAGCAAGAAAACAGAUAAAUAAAUAAGUAUUUCAGACUUUCUUUACAAAUUUAAAAAAAAAAAAAAAAAAAAAAAAAAAAAAAAGGAAAAAAAUAAAGGCUCCAGCCCAGGUUUUCAAAUAUCUGCUCCAGACUGGCAUUCAUGGCCUCUAGACAGAAAUAGUUUUUCCCAGAGAGGGCUGGUAAUGCUGAACACUGAUCCUCCCUGCUCAAUAUUGUAUUUUCAUCGCCAUAAAUACAGAGCAGCCUUGCAGAGUUUAGUUCUUCCGUUUGCUCUGGGUGAGUAAUUUUUUAAAUAGGAGAACAAGCACUCCUCUGUGGGUUUUUUUUUCCUCCCGUCAUUGUUAUCAUUAUGAGAUUCUGUGGUCUAGAUCAUUUUCAUCACGAUUUUGCAAGGUUGAUAUAGAAACAGAUUGAUAUAUAUAUAUAUAUGUGGAGACUGAAAAACUAUUUUGUGUAUACAUUUACCUUAAUAUAAAUUAUAUAAGCAGUGGCCUUUGUGGCCUAGAAAAUACUUUUUGUAAUGUGGUACUGUAACAGUUAACUAAAUAUCCUUUGCACUUUUUUGCACCUAAUAUCCAAAAAUCUAACAAUUUCACGAUCAAAUGUAGCAUUAGUGUUCAGCAAUGAGCAACAUCUUUUUAACUAUUUAAGUGUUCUCUAAGUAUGCUGUGUGUUUCAUCAUAAGUAGUAAGUUAUUUCAAGAUUUGUUUUCUUAAAUUUAAAUUGUUGUCAAACACCAAAGGAAUAAUAGCUCAGUUUGUGCCCUCUUGUUGUGUUAUUUUUGGUAUUGUUAAUAACAACAGUUAAUUACUUCCAUGUCUAAACUUGAUUUAUGGGUGCUCUGCAUCUAGGAAAAAUCAGGCUGCAAAAUUAUUGGGAUAUCUAACUUCAAAAAUGAUCCCCUAAUUAAUUAUUUUUAGUCCCUUAUCAGUGAUUAAUAUAAUUAAUGCAAAAUGGUUUAUUUUCUUUUUUCUGCUGCCUUCAUAGCUCUCUCACAAAACAGAGUAUAUAAUUAGUAUAACCAACCCAUUGGCUGUAGAGCCUGGCUCACAAGUUACUCUCUGAGUGUACUCACAGAACCACCGAGUAAAAGCUUGUCACAGUUUUAGUCAAUUCAUAUGUUUCUUUAUGUAUUUUUUUUAUUAAGAAGUUUAAAAUAUUUUAAUUUAGAGAAGCUGUAAACUCCCUGCUCCCAUUCUGAAUGGGUUUUUGUUGCUUAUCCACAUUUCUGUCAUAUCAGAAACAUUAGCCUAAUUUGAGAAAAUCAAAUCUGGCAAAUGGUUGGUGCAAAAUAUAUUGUAGCAAUUUUACAACAGUUUGAAGGAUUCACAUUCCUAAAAACCUGAGUUAUUUUUAUUUAAAUGAUUUACUGGAAACAGUAAGAGUACUUAAUAAGAGUUGUACUUUGCACUGCAGAACUUUUUUAUACUUUCAUAACAGUAAACCACAGAACUGUACAGAGAAAGCACAUGAUGGAUUAAGUGGUUCCAGGGGAGCUGUUAUAUUUUUAUAUUUAUUUUCAAUAAUGCACUGUAAAGUGAAAAAGCCCACAUACAAAUAUAUCUAAUGAGCCAUUCUAGUCUUUUGGGUAAAUACUGUUUUCAAGCAAUUGUUUCCCUUCCCCACAUUAAGUAAGUUUUCAGGGACCAUUAGAUUUGCUCUAAGCAACCAUAAAAUUGUUAUUAGGUCUAUGCAAAAUGUUAAGUAGCACCCUAAACGGCAGGUAGAUUUAGGAUUCUAGGGGCACUGCAGACAGUAGCAUAGGUGGGCAUAUGCUCAAUAAGAUGUAAGUCACAUAUUGUACUCCCACGCUCUCAACUUUAGAUCUCUGCAUUGUAUACUUCUGCCGAUACGGCCCUUCCCCUCACUGUCCCAGCAAGCAGCCAUCACUUUCUCCACCAUCUUUUGUCUAUACUGGGCUUCUCUUCAAGCAGUAGACCCUUACUCAUGUCUGCAGUGCUGAAAGCUGACUCCUGGCCUUAAAAAAGUAGUAAUACGAAACCUAUGGGGUCUUGACCAAAAGGUGUAGGAUAGUUACAUUUUUCAUAUAAUAUCUGUCAGAUCAUCCAAAACAUGGAUAAAAUAUAAUAUAUACAACGCGAGUAUUAAUGCAUGUUUUGAUGUAAAAUUUUCACACCACAACUGAGACUCAGUUUAACCCUUUACUCAAAAGCUUCUGAGGUUUUCCAGUCUAAACUGAGCUUUCUGGUGUCAGAAAAUAGCUAAAUCAUGGCACAGAGCAGACCGCAGAGCUAAGACAGAGUACAAUAAGGCAGUAGACACGAAGUUACUCAGUGUAACUGCAAACACUCUUAAAUGAAAAACCUCCUUUCAAAACUGAUAAUCAUUACAAUAUCAAUAUCACUUGUCCUUUCUUUCUGUAAAGCAAGGAGAAAGAGGGGCGUUCCUGAAGAAGAGUCAGCAUUAGGCAUAGGAGUUAAUUGAGGUGCUGAUCACAGCCAUUUGUAAUUUCCAAAGCAAAUAAUACCUUAACUUCAAAAAAUGUCUUUUGUUUACUUAUCCGAAUGAAAUAAUAUCUCCUUCACAGUUCCCCUUUUCCUUAGCCCCAGCUGGAAACUGUCAGGUUUUUUUAACAGCACACAGGAAACCAAGAGCUGGAACUGUAAGAGAAAGUGAAGCUGCAGGUGGGAUUUAAAAAUCACAGAGGAAUCUGGUCAGGAAAAUGGAACUAACACCUUCAAUCUUGUGCUGAGUACUAGGGGUUGCUUGAUAAUAGGAAGUGCUCAGGGCUGUGAUUUUAUGUUUUAUCUGAUAGUACCUCUACAAUGUUGCUGUUGCUGGGAAACCUCUUCUUUACUGGCUCAGAGAGGAGAAUGCCUCUGGUAUUGCUAUGUGAAAUUUUUCCACCCAAGUAUAUACUGCAACUCUUAGGUUACAUGGGACUCGGUCCUCUGGGAGGGCACAAAGCAUGCUGAAUUUGCAGAACAGUGAAAACCAGUUAAAGCUUUUCACCGUGCCAUCAUGAGGACUAUUCACUUCACUGAUAGUAAGGACAAGUGCUGGUGCCCAGCUGACCCAAGGGAGGAUAUUUUGUACAGUAUUCUGUAUUGCUAAGCUCACGUUGGUGAACCACGUUAGCACUAUUGAAGACCCUCAGUAUCGACAUUGUCAAAAUACAGGUCAUAUAGAUUAUCAGAGUACCGAAGCUCUCUCUGGUGGGAAGGACAUACCGACUCCCUGAUACAUAACUGAAGACAGUGUGCUCUGAAAGUUGGAUCUGCAGGAGGUCCCAUAGCUGCUGUGAUGAAAGUGGAGCUGCUCUGUAAUAAUUUAUGAAUACAAUAUGUUGACUUGGCUAUUGGUUUCGAAUUAGGCGAAUUCAAUAAGUAGGCUUGAGCGAAAAAAAAGUACAACAGGCAGGAAAGGUUUGACAAGGGAGUGUCUCUUAGAAGAAAGAUUUACAAAAUGUUAAUGUCAAUUCUGGUGGCCCAGGAGAUUCUACUGAUGCUACAGGCGGUCUGAAAAAUGCAUCUCACCUAAAAUGGUAGAAACCCAAGCAGGCAUAGGAAAAUAAGCAUAGGAAAGAUCAAGAGAUCUGCUUCAGAAUAGACAAGAUUUAUGUCUAAGUAGGCUGGGAUGCAAGCUGUUUCCACAGUUUACAGAGAAAUUAGGCUGGGUUACUCUCCCAUUAAUGGAUGGGAAGGCUCAAGGCAGGAGAGAUAUGCAUAUAGACUAUUUUCAAAUCCAUUUAUUUGAAGUACUUAAGUUCACAUAUUUAAACGUAAAUAUUUAAAUAGCGUUCUGUAUUUAAUGGAGUAUUUGCAGACUCCUUGAAAGAAAAGUUGCAAAUCCAUUCAGACUGUGAGUUAGCACAGUCACUACAAACACAGACAGCCUCCUGGACCCCACCAUAAUUAUAGGAGGGUUGUGAAAUCCUGCCCCUCCCCUGGAUAGGUGAAAUCAGAAAGCCUGAAUUAAAGAGAGAACUGAAAACAGACCGAGGAAAGGAUGAGGGUACAGCUAUUUCAUGGCUACUUCAGAGCUCACAGAGAGCUCUGGCACUCAUUUAUUACACAGGGCAUAGCAAGAGUACCAGCAACAGGUUUUCAUGACAGCAACCUACCCUGUAUACAUUUUUUCUCUCCUUCAAAAUACAAGCAUAGAAAUGUUUUGGAGAGAUUGUUUUUUUUUAAUAAUUUGGGAUCUUUUAAUGACUUAGAAACUCAAACCCCUGAAGUAAAGCAAAUCUACCCAUGCGUCUAGCCACGAGCAAAAAAAUAGGGGGAAGAUCAAAACUUUUAGUAAAAAUUAAUAAAGCUCUAGAACAUACCUAAAGCUGCUUUCCGGUAUAGCAUAACAGUACAGAUUUAAGACCUGAUAUCUUGAGACUUCUUAUGGUUAAAAUUAAACGCUGUGUUUCCUAUUAUAAACCAAUAUUUUUUCUGCAGGUACAGAAUUCCUACUUGCCUAGCCCCUAUGUGAAUCCUAAUAUCAGAAAUGUUCUAACAAAUGCUUUUCAAUGUAACAAACAGUCAUUUUAGACACUUAAAAUUAACAUCAGCAGAAAGGAAUCAGUUUUUUAGGAUGAUUUCUAGGUUUAUUUCAGGGGAGGAGAGGUGGUGGGCUGUUAGCUGUUUUUAUGAAGCAGAUACAUUUCUAUAAUUGCAGUCUGAAAGAGUGGAAUUGUUUUUUUCAAAAUACUAUGAGUUGAGACUGACGAUUGCAUCAGACAUGAAGAGGACUGAAGGAGGUGUUCAAAAUAUUUUUUGACAUCUGAGCCAUGAACACGAUAGAAGAAAGGAGGGGAAAAGCCUACUGAGCAUGUAAAUAGCUCUCUA
Messenger RNA from Tyto alba (common barn owl), 8431 nucleotides. It is a transcript of the gene SYT10, whose product is annotated as synaptotagmin 10. Gene Ontology annotation, molecular function: calcium ion binding; syntaxin binding; calcium-dependent phospholipid binding. Gene Ontology annotation, cellular component: membrane. Gene Ontology annotation, biological process: cellular response to calcium ion; calcium-ion regulated exocytosis; regulation of dopamine secretion. The record is from RefSeq and is a predicted model, not a curated record. Bases 121 to 1689 code for a protein of 522 amino acids. The transcript has 7 exons. Lineage: Eukaryota; Metazoa; Chordata; Aves; Strigiformes; Tytonidae.